This is a messenger RNA of Pan troglodytes (chimpanzee), 4008 nucleotides long. RefSeq names its product exosomal polycystin 1 interacting protein (gene EPCIP). The record is from RefSeq and is a predicted model, not a curated record. NCBI's taxonomy places the organism in Eukaryota, Metazoa, Chordata, Mammalia, Primates, Hominidae. The transcript is spliced from 3 exons. Bases 258 to 917 code for a protein of 219 amino acids.
AUUCCACCCUGGCUUGCAGAUUAAACCAGCUGUCAAGCCAGGGUGAAGGAUCCGUGGCCAGGCAGAGGUCUGUAGAGUGGAGAGGCGAGGCCUCACGGUGGAACUCUCAGAUGACAGCAUGCAGGCACCAAGAGAGUGGACGCACAUACAGAAGACAGCCAUGCACUGAGCUGGGGACAUGCAACAAUAACAGGUGAGUUCCAACAAAUUGGUUCAAAAAGAGGGGGGAUAAACACGCUGGCCCAUGCUGGGCAAGCAUGGCACCACCUCCCAGGCACUGUCUUCUUCUGAUCAGCGCUCUGGGUGUCUUUGCACUUAACUGCUUCACCAAAGGUCAGAAGAACAGCACGCUCAUCUUCACAAGGGAAAACACCAUUCGGAACUGCAGCUGUUCUGCGGACAUCCGGGAUUGUGACUACAGUUUGGCCAACCUGAUGUGCAACUGUAAAACCGUACUGCCCCUUGCGGUAGAGCGAACCAGCUACAAUGGCCAUCUGACCAUCUGGUUCACGGACACAUCUGUGCUGGGCCACCUGCUGAACUUCACGCUGGUCCAAGAUCUGAAGCUUUCCCUGUGCAGCACCAACACUCUCCCCACUGAAUACCUGGCUAUUUGUGGUCUGAAGAGGCUGCGCAUCAACAUGGAGGCCAAGCAUCCCUUCCCAGAGCAGAGCUUACUCAUCCAUAGCGGUGGGGACAGUGACUCCAGAGAGAAGCCCAUGUGGUUACACAAAGGCUGGCAGCCAUGUAUGUAUAUCUCAUUCUUAGAUAUGGCUCUUUUCAACAGGGACUCAGCCUUACAAUCAUAUAGUAUUGAAAACGUUACCAGCAUUGCCAACAACUUUCCUGACUUUUCUUACUUUAGAAGCUUCCCAAUGCCAAGCAACAAAAGCUAUGUUGUCACAUUUAUUUACUAGCAUAAUAACUGUGUCCAGCUGCCUGGAACUUUGGCAAAUGAUGAAUAAUUUGCAGAAGGAAUCUGGAAAUAAGGCCGUGAGAUAGGUAUCCCUACCCACAACUGUGCCUCUCUCCGCAGGCUCCAUUUGCAACACAGCCACACAUACCAAUAACCAGCUCUCUGUUCUGCUCUGUGCCCAACUGCGAGAACACUUUUGAAAAACAAAAGAAAAAGAAACCAAAAAACCAACUUGAUUCCGUCCAGGGACAUGUCUUGGGAGCCAGCUAGGCUUGGUCUCUGCAACUAGAAGCCUGCAGGGAAAUGUCCCGUCAGAAAUGGAGAAAGCAAUACACCCUAGAGACUGCUUAGUGGAGCUCCUCCUAGAAGGUGACCCCCAAGAAACAUAUCUUCUUUCAAAAUACUGCCUUAAUUUUUUUGUUUCAUUUUGUGAAAUUGCUUGGAAUUCCCCUAAGUAGAGAAUAAUCAAUUUCAGAGGUUUGGGGACUAUGAGUUUUAUAAAAUGGUCGGGCACAGUGGCUCACACCUGUAAUCCCAGCACUUUGGGAGGCCGAGGCGGGCGGACCACCUGAGGUCGGGAGUUCAAGACCAGCCUGACCAACAUGGAGAAACCCCAUCUCUACUAAACAUACAAAAUUAGCCGGGCAUGGUGGCACAUGCCUGUAAUCCCAGCUACUCGGAGGCUGAGCAGGAGAAUCGCUUGAACCUGGGAGGCGGAGGUUGCAGUGAGCCAAAAUCGUGCCACUGCACUCUACACUCCAGCCUGGGUGACAGAGUCAGAGAUCACACCAUUGCACUCCAGCCUGGGCAACAAGAGCGAAACUCCAUCUCAAAAAAAAAAAAAAUAAUAAUAAUAAUAAAAUGAUUAGGUUCUCUUAAACUGAUCUUUUCUAAAUACCUUGCUAAGAAUAGAUGCACCGAGAAAUAAGAGGUUGGAGACUGUGUUUGUUGGGGUGGAGGUACUACAGGCAUGGAUAGGGUAAGACCUUAGGAUCAAAUCGGGGGACCAGUGUUCCAGAGAGAGGGAUGCAGCACUGAAAAUUGGAGGACACAAAACACAUUUGCAUCUAUCUCAAAAUUUUGCUUAGAGCACAGCCUAACUGCAAGGAAAGUUCUUCACUUCUAGCCUUUCACAUUCUUUUCCUUUUCUUGCUUUGCAUGGUCUGUCUUUGCCCCUGCUAUACCAUUUCACCAAUUUCUCUUCUCAUUUUCAUCUUCUUUCUCCUACUCCUUUUCCUCUUGCUCCAAAAAUCAGAACUUAGAUGAAUACCAUUCAAGCUAUGUUUAACUACAUUAGGGGCUAGCCUGGGAAUUUACUCACCACUUACAACAUUAUUUCUAUUGUUAAAAGUGCUCAAAUUAUUAACAGAUAAUUAACAAAAAAAAUCUAAGGCUCAAUCCAUUUGGAAGGUUAAGAUUGCAAAGUGAAGGCAUUUUAUAUGACACGGUUAACACAAAAUGAUUUUAUGUGUGCUGAUAAAAGGAACCAAAGCAACAUACUUUUGAAAAAAUUAAAUGGAUUCAUUAUUGUACAAAGAAAAUUUUCCCUCAUAGAGACGCAACUUGCCAUUAAAGUGGACUGUAAAGAAUCCAUGGCUUGGGAGGCCGAGGCAGGCGGAUCACCUGAGGUCGGGAGUUCGAGACCAGCCUGACCAACAUGGAGAAACCUUGUCUCUACUAAAAAUACAAAAUAAGCCAGGCAUGGUGGUGCAUGCCUGUAAUCCCAGCUACUCAGGAGGCUGAGGCAGGAGAGUCACUUGAACCUGGGAGGCGGAGGUUGCAGUGAGCCAAGAUUGCGCCACUGCACUCCAGCCUGGGCAACAAGAGCAAAACUCCAUCUCAAAAAAAAAAAAAAAGAAAAGAAAAAAGAAUCCACUGCAAUUGUGAUACAAAUGUUUAAACCUGGAGUGGAAUGAAUUUGAAACAUUAUUGCAUUCAUGAUACCAUAAUGAUAAGAAAUAGUCCAUGACUUAACAGGAUGUCCUGGGGUUGAUGACUUUAGAUCACAUACAUCACUUUUUUUUUUUUUCACUUAACCUUAACAUAGAGUAACUGAAAUAACCUGCAAUUUCUACAUUUGCUUAAUUGGUGGGGGAUUUAGCCAUUCAGGCUAAUUAGCAUGAGCCCAUGUCAGUGUUUAAAUUAGGCCAAAACAAAGAUCAAAGUAUGAAUUUUAAUAGAAAAAUGUGACCUCAUUACUGACAUUGUACUGCAGAUAAUGUUAAAGUGAAAGAAAAGAAUAAGGAAAAGGGGAAAAAGGAGGAAAAAGGAAAGCAAGAAAAGACAAGUGAAAAGAUUAGUAAUAUAUUCAUUGUCAUUAGUUACUGAAAAUAUAACAAAUUGAAUUUUAAUAAUUUUUAUUAAUAAAGUAUAAAAUUAAAUGAUGAUAGAAAGUAUAUGCCUCCUAUAAAUAUCUUCCAUUUGGUAGCUUUUAAUAGUUUCAAAGCCCUUUCACAUAUGUUUUAAGUAAGUCUUUUGAGAAAUACUUGUGAGUUAAUGGGACUUAAACCAACAGAAAAGGAAAGCUAAUUUAGUUAUAAAUCAAGCCUGAGGUUUCAGAUUUCUGGACUAAAAAUCUGGUUCAGUUUGUGCUGCUGUGGGAUGAAGAAUGGGCAGAGAAAAUCCACAGUGCAGGCAUGGGGAUAAAUGGCAUUUGGCACUUAGCUGCAGGGUUUGGGGGACAACAGGGAGUGGUGGGAUGGUGGUUAAGUAAGGGUGCCUGCCCCACCUGAAGCUCUACAGUGGCUCAGCUCCAACUGAGUGUUGUCAUGGGAAAAUCUGAUGGGGCCAGAUCUGAUCCUUCAGAGAAUGAGGAAUUCCAGGUUGUUAUGUGAAUUCUCACAAUUUGUAAAUGUCGGCUUGCCAUUCAGCUUUUUUGUUUGUUUGUUUUAAAUAAUAUCAUGUGGGUCAAACAAACUAUGUUAAUGGUACCCAUCUGGCCUGGGGCUAGUAGCUUAUUGCCUCUGGCCAGUGGUGUGCUAAUAAAAGUUUAACCACCAGCUCUCCAACAAAAAAGGGAGGUGGGCUGCUCUGCCUAUGCAGUAGCCAUGCUUUUAUUCCUUUACUUUGUUAAUAAACUUGCUUUCACUUUA